AUGGCUGCAAUCCGAAAGAAGCUGGUGAUUGUGGGGGAUGGUGCCUGUGGGAAGACCUGCCUCCUCAUCGUCUUCAGCAAGGAUCAGUUCCCAGAGGUCUACGUGCCUACCGUCUUUGAAAAUUACAUUGCAGACAUUGAGGUGGAUGGCAAGCAGGUGGAGCUGGCUCUGUGGGACACAGCUGGGCAGGAAGACUAUGAUCGCCUUCGGCCUCUCUCCUACCCAGAUACUGAUGUCAUCCUCAUGUGCUUCUCCAUUGACAGCCCCGACAGCCUGGAAAACAUUCCUGAGAAGUGGACCCCAGAGGUGAAGCACUUCUGUCCCAACGUGCCCAUCAUCCUAGUGGGGAAUAAGAAGGACCUGAGGCAAGAUGAGCAUACCAGGAGAGAGCUGGCCAAGAUGAAACAGGAACCCGUUCGGUCUGAAGAAGGCCGGGAUAUGGCGAACCGGAUCAGUGCCUUUGGCUACCUCGAGUGCUCAGCCAAGACUAAGGAGGGUGUGCGGGAGGUAUUCGAGAUGGCCACUCGUGCAGGCCUCCAGGUCCGCAAGAAUAAGCGUCGGAAGGGCUGCCCCAUUCUUUGAGACCCUCAGAGCCUCCCUACCUACCCCCUCCCCUCACAAGAAUGUAGAAACUACCCCCCAACCCAGCCCUACCCUCCUAGGACUCCAUGCUGAAGGUGCCCUUUUUUCAGUUUCCUCCAGCCCAGGACUGCAUUGAGCUUCCCCAGCCCCAGCGGUGUGGUGGUAGGCCCACCUUCCAGUCCUUUGGGAACCUAGGCCUGUGCCCUGCCCUUCCAGAGUCCCCUCUACCUUGGUUGGGGUGGGGCUCCUGUUGCCUUUGGCCUUCCCCAGAGGAUCUGUCACACACCAGCACUUUAUACACUUCUGGCUCACACGAGAGUGUCUCGGGUAGGGGACUCAGAAGAGGUAACCAGAGUCCCUGGCCCCUGAUUUUCUUGCUUCGGGCAGGGGCCUUGCCUCUGACUGUAUACUUUGUGGGGGGCGUGAAUAAAGGACACAGGCUCCAA
This is a messenger RNA of Loxodonta africana (African savanna elephant), 1028 nucleotides long. It is a transcript of the gene RHOC, whose product is annotated as ras homolog family member C. Gene Ontology annotation, molecular function: GTP binding; protein kinase binding; GTPase activity. The transcript is spliced from 4 exons. Gene Ontology annotation, biological process: small GTPase-mediated signal transduction. The coding region runs from base 1 to 582 and encodes 193 amino acids. The record is from RefSeq and is a predicted model, not a curated record. NCBI's taxonomy places the organism in Eukaryota, Metazoa, Chordata, Mammalia, Proboscidea, Elephantidae. Gene Ontology annotation, cellular component: cytosol.